GCGCCACUUUAAGGGUCUCAGAAGGUCUUGGACUGUGAUCGGACAUUAUCUGAUAUAAGGAGAGACGCGCAUGUGUUGAGGUUGCUGUAUCUGCGUCCAUGUAGCGUAUAAAAUGACAUUAGUAGAGUAGUAAACACGUGAUCAUCUGCAGUAUUUGGAUUAUCACUGAAGCGUGCGCUUUUAUGUCGUGUGCACGUGUCGGUAUUUUUCAUUAUAAUGAAUCGAGAGUCAGUCAUGAGAGAGACGCGCAUGUCCCGCUGGUAUUUCGGAGGAAUCGCCUCGUGUGGUGCCGCCUGUUGCACUCAUCCACUGGACUUAAUAAAGGUUCAUCUGCAGACCCAACAGGAGGUGAAGUUGAGAAUGACAGGUAUGGCCAUGCAGGUGGUGCGCAGUGAUGGGGUGAUGGCGCUUUACAACGGGCUUAGUGCUUCCCUCUGCAGGCAGAUAACUUACUCAAUGACACGUUUUGCUAUUUAUGAAACGGUGAGGGACAAGUUAUCCAGUCGAAAUCAGGGGCCGAUGCCUUUCUAUCAGAAGAUCUUACUGGCUGCUUUUGGAGGUCUUACUGGUGGGUUUGUUGGGACACCAGCAGAUAUGGUUAAUGUCAGAAUGCAGAAUGAUGUUAAGCUGCCACCAAAGCUCAGGAGAAACUACGCACAUGCUCUUGAUGGAUUAAUCCGUGUCUGGAAAGAAGAGGGAGUUCGAAAGCUUUUUUCUGGAGCCUCUAUGGCAUCUAGUAGAGGUGUGCUGGUCACUGUGGGACAGCUCUCCUGUUAUGACCAGGCCAAGCAGCUGGUUCUGGGAACCGGUGUGAUGACCGAUAACAUUUUCACUCAUUUUUUGGCCAGCUUCAUUGCGGGAGGCUGUGCCACUGUCCUCUGUCAGCCUAUAGAUGUUGUUAAAACCAGGCUGAUGAAUUCAAAGGGAGAAUACAGGGGGGUGAUUCAUUGUCUGACUGAUACUGCUAAACUUGGACCUGAAGCUUUCUACAAGGGCCUCGUCCCAGCUGGAAUCCGUCUGAUUCCUCACACUGUUCUCACAUUCAUCUUUCUGGAGCAACUUCGGUUGUACUUUGGUAUUCGAGUCAUCACAUCUACAUGAACCCUUACUCAGAGGCCAUGCUUACACCUGGUAUUAAUAUAUAUUUUGGGCAUGCCAGUAUAUGGGUGUGAUCAAGAUCAUAGGCGUAGCUUGACAUUUGAGCCUUGGGGCCAGACUGGUCUAUAGUAUCUGAACAUGAGCUAUGAUUUAUACCGCAAACUAGAUCAUUAAAAUUUAUGAAAAACAUUUUCACUGACUACAUUAAAAUAAUAUAGCCUGAAUGUUAGAUAAAAAAGCAUGAUAAUGGAUUUAUUAGGACAAUUAUUAGUAUGUUUUUAUUAAUAUUAAUACUUUAAUCAGUGAAAUUACUCCCAAUGUAUUUAAAAACUCUGUUUUUAUUAUAAACAGUGAUCAAAUAUUGAAGGAUCCUAAAUCAUAAAAGUUAAGAAUACUUUACCCCCAAUAUACACACUGCAUUUAGGACAUUUUCUUCACUUUUAAAGCACAACACGAUACAAAGCCUAAUUCAAAAUACAAGUUAAAACGAUACAGAAAUUUCAAAAGCAGUGAACGGUACAUUAGGUCAUUAAUUUAUACAAUCUUUUGAGGAUAAAUUAACUCCACCGAAGGCUGAACACCCCAGGCGUUGUUCUACAAAUGGCCGCUUGAGGGCGCUUUGGAAGCGCUUAUGUGCGUUCGUUGCUAUUAUACAAACCUCGGUCUUACAAGUAUCAGAUUUUGCAGAUCAUUUGUUUAAUCAAUGCGUAUUCAUAUUGGGGUAGAACUGGGUGUUAUAUAUAGUAAACGAGAAGCUAUAUUAACUUGAAUGUUUUCAGUAGUAGAGGAAGGAUGUUCCGAUUGGUCUAUGUACUGUUUGUCCCGCCUCUUCUCCAUUGUGAUUGGACAGGUGGAUAAAAGCGGCUUUACCGAGCGCCACGUUUUGAUAAAUACACAUUAUUACCAGAUUAAUAAUUGUUUCACAAAGCAUCUAACAAAGUAACGUUUAAUGUAUGAGAAUCUAAAUUAAUAUGUAUAUUUGUUGCGGAAUAUAAUUCAUUUUAUAAAAAAAUCAUCUUUUAGCCAAUGUGCACCCCCGCAAGUUUCUCCUAUGAUCAAGAUACUGAGCUAAUACUUCACAUAUGUACUCUGGAGACACCAAAUAUUUAUUUGACAUCUUAAAAAGUCUUGUGAAAUGUCCCCUUUUAAUUUUUCUUUGAGUUUUGAUUCAAUGUCAUACAUGAAAUGUCCAACAGGAGGCAGUGCUGCACUGUUAUAAUUCCAUAACAUGGGGAAAUGUCAGCUGAUAAUAUUCUUAUCAUUGAGUUAUGAUGAGGUUAUAAAGAGUUCAGUGCUUCAGGGUUCUGGUCCAUAUUUAUUUGUAUACUUAGUUUAAGCUUGAAUAGGGGUUUGCAAAGCUUAUUAUUAAAGUGGGCAAUAUCCUUCUACACCACACUGUGGGGUAAAUGUGUUUACAGUAGUUAAGAUUUAUUAUCAUUUAUGCUGUUCUGCUAUGGUACAUUGUUCUGUUGGCAAUGAUAAUGUUUAUAUAUUUUAAGAAUAUUGUUUAAAAAAAAUCCUUUUUACU
Paramisgurnus dabryanus is the source of this 2626-nucleotide messenger RNA. The record is from RefSeq and is a predicted model, not a curated record. NCBI's taxonomy places the organism in Eukaryota, Metazoa, Chordata, Actinopteri, Cypriniformes, Cobitidae.